CAGGAACCUGUUCGUCUCCAUCGCGAAGUGCUUGGCUUUGCUGUGAACCGUCUUCAGUACGCUUUAUUAGCCGAAGCAUGGAGACUCGUUAGCGAUGAUGUUCUCACACCUGAGGACGUUGAUAAGGUAAUGAGAGCAGGACUCGGUCCGCGCUAUGCAAUCCAUGGGCCCCUGCAAACUGUGCACCUCAACGCGAACGGUGUACGAGACUACUUUACCCGGUAUGGCGAUGGUAUUCGACGAGUUCUGGCUGACCAAGGCCCAAUGCCAACGUUCAAAGAAGCUUCUGUCCUGAAGAAACUGGAAAGGUUCCUAAAUCACAGUAUGCCGCUUGAUCAACUCGCAGAGAUGAAAGCACAGCGGGAAAGGAAUUUAGCAAGAAUCGCAAGUCUCAAGAAGAAAAUGGAUUGA
Cooperia oncophora is the source of this 411-nucleotide messenger RNA. The record is from the annotation of a GenBank genome assembly. NCBI's taxonomy places the organism in Eukaryota, Metazoa, Nematoda, Chromadorea, Rhabditida, Trichostrongylidae.